AUGUCGACUCUCGCUUAUUCUCCUUCUUCUUCUUCAUCUUCCAUACUCUCUUAUCGACCGACCUCACCACUUUCCAGACCAUGCUCUCCUCUGUCCAAUGCGUCCGGAUCCCACUCCUACUCUCGAUCCACUUCCCCACAUUAUCAGCAUACUAGUAAAGCUAAAUCUGUAUCCUCUAUUCCUACUUAUCAUUCAAUCCAUCGGUUGACCCAAACACCAAUGCCAUUCGAUCAAGCUGGGCCCUCAAAUUCAAAUAUAAGCACAAUAUCAAGAAGCUCAUCUUUCAAGCAUCGUCCCAAUCCCAGAUCUCAAUCACCCAAUCAUAAAGAACAGCAGAAAUCGGGACUUUCUAGAUCUUCAUCAGUUCGUUCAUGUAGAUCAAAGAAAUUCGUCUCGGAAACUCAAACCCAAACUCUACCUCAAUCACCCUCUAGAUUACCUUCUAUAGAUUGCGUUUCUUAUUUCCCCCCUUUCGAGGAUAUGGGAAGUACCUCUUCUUUUGAUGGUGCUGAAACUGCUCGAGAUCAUAGACUACAUUCAAGAUUGGAAAGGAUAUCGAGUCAACAUAGUCAUCACAAAAAAGGGAAAAGUCUAAGUUCGAUAGCAGGUAUAAUGUCUGCAUCUUUAUCUUGGAGUCUUUCAGGUCUGACAUGUACCAGCCCUUCUUCUACUUCUACUUCGCCCAAACAUCAAAAUAUAGAUGGAAACGACGAUAAGGUUGUCGAAGCUUUGACUAAGCGAUUCUCAUCUUCAUCUUCGACAUCCUCCAAGAGGAGAGUAUUGGAACCGUUCACCUUGACUCCGUUAGAUCUGGAUACGACAAACAGACACGAUGGAGAGGAUAGAAGUAAAAUGCAUAAGAGAAGGAUGAGGAGCGAGAUCGAAGUGGAUUUAUCCCUGAUCAGAAGUAAUAGUCUGAAAGAGAAAUUACACCUGAGAGGUGAUAGUUUGAAAGGCGACAGGGUAUCGAUAAAUGAUGAAGAUCUUGUGGACAGUAUGUUAGGUAAUACACCUUCCCGUCCUUCAGCCCAAUCUACCCGUUGUACUCGACCUAAUCUUCGAUUACCUAUCCCCACUUUACCCAACUGGCGAUUCCCCCUUGGGCCUUCACCACCCGUCACAUGCCUAUCGCCUGAUAUCCCUCUAGAAGCUUUUUCGACAGCUAUAGAUAAUCCAUGUCUUUUGACACCUUCUAGAACUACCUUCUCUCAGUCCCACUCCCCUUCUACAGGAGAAGAAGAAGAAGUGGAAGUUAUAGAUUGUGGAUUAUCCGUUUCGGCCUCACCAUCACCUACUAGUCCAUGUUCAUUUGGUAAUGGACCGUCUACUCCUCCUAAAGAUCAUAAUGGAACGGAUAACGUAUCUAUACAUAAUAAUUCUUUAUCCCCAUGGUCAAAUUCGAAAGAAACUAAGUCGAAUAUCGACUUGGAUUUGAGAAGGAUUGAAAGUAGGACAAGCGAAUUGAGUAUAGAAACUAUCAAGAUCAAACAACCUAGUAAUGGUUGGUUGGACGUUACUCCCAAAUCUAGUAAAAUAGUCAAGAGGGACAACUGA
Messenger RNA from Kwoniella mangroviensis CBS 8507, 1554 nucleotides. RefSeq lists its product as uncharacterized. Lineage: Eukaryota; Fungi; Basidiomycota; Tremellomycetes; Tremellales; Cryptococcaceae. Bases 1 to 1554 code for a protein of 517 amino acids. The transcript is spliced from 2 exons. The record is from RefSeq and is a predicted model, not a curated record.